Paramormyrops kingsleyae is the source of this 3115-nucleotide messenger RNA. RefSeq names its product interferon lambda receptor 1 (gene ifnlr1). The record is from RefSeq and is a predicted model, not a curated record. NCBI's taxonomy places the organism in Eukaryota, Metazoa, Chordata, Actinopteri, Osteoglossiformes, Mormyridae. Gene Ontology annotation, biological process: cytokine-mediated signaling pathway. Gene Ontology annotation, cellular component: plasma membrane. Gene Ontology annotation, molecular function: cytokine receptor activity; protein binding.
AGAGUAAGCCAGAUGUGACAGUAGCAAGGAAAAACUCCCUAGAAGGAAGAAACCUUGGGAGGAACCAGACUCAAAGGGGGAGCCCAUCCUGCAGGGGCCGGCAGAGGUAUUCAGAUUAAAAGCGUAAGGUCCAGUGGAGUUAUGGAUGCUGAUGUCAGGGUAGGCAGAUGAAGGUGUUGCUUCUGACGGCAGGAUGAGCGGAGGAGAGGUCAAAGUAGGAAAGACGCCAGAGUCAAGGGGGGCCGCACUGGUGUCAUGGUAGGUGGGGGAGACAUCACAUGGCAGAAAGCCAUGAAGUCAGUCAGGAACCAAGACACACACACACACACACACACACACACACACACACUAGUCUGAUGUGAAGGAAAAAUAUUUUGUCCUGAAUGUAUCAUCCUUUUUUGAAUGAACUCCUAAACAGCUAUAUUUAUACCCUGAAGAUCCACCUACUGAACACUUCAAUCUCAUGUCAUCAUUCCUGAUGAUGACUACCAUACAAAGGCAGCAGUCUGCCUGAAGCUGACUAGCAUGACGCUAAGCUAACACCCAGCAGGGUUCAUGGCACGUGUCACCGGCGGGUGCUUUCCCCAGCCGCCGCUUUGAGUGCCACUGAGGUUCCGUGAGUGUGUGGCUUCCUUACAAAUGGAACGUCUCUCCCUCUCUCUCUCUCUCUGUCACUGCCUCGAUGACUGCAAAGAAAGGCACGCAGACAGUUCUGUGAAAACCUGAAAGACGAGAAACGGCCGCGGUUUGGCGGACGUGAGGGUGAGAACGGGAGGGAGGGGAAGUUGGGAGGGGUGAGAAAAAAAAAAAUCAGGAACAACAAUAGUUCCAAAGUCCACCUGCGCACCUGUAUAAGGUUCUUGCGAUACGGCGUGUGAUUCAGGUGAGACAUAAUUCCAAACUGUCUCGGACCAAGCAGAGAAGUGACAUGUAGGCUGGUCUCCUCCUUGUCAGCUACUUCACUUUGGUUUUCAAUGGCCAGAUGUGAGUCUUGGCAUCUGGGAGACUGGCUUUCUUAAAGGAUAUUGCUCCUCUCACCUGCCGGCCAUGUGGUCUUCAAGAUCCACCAUUCUGGUCCUCUGCUGUGUUGGUUGUUCGAUUGCACAAGUGCUCCAGUUUGGAAACCCGUACUUUGAGUCCAGAAACUUCCGCAACGUCCUUCGCUGGAACCAGACAAACAGUACUGAUGAACCCAUUCUCUACAGUAUUCAGUACAAUAUCUACGGUAGUGAGUGGAAGGAGAAGCAGGAAUGUCAAAACAUUACAGCGCUGUCAUGUGACCUGACGGCCGAGACGACCGACAUCACGGAGCUGUACCACGGGAGAGUCGCAGCCAAUGGGGGCAAGCCAGUGCUCUCCCCCCGGUUCUGUCCAAUAAGAGACACCGUCCUGGGGAGUCCCGAGGUGUCCAUCUCCCCUGUGAUGAAAUCAGUGACCUUGACCUUGAAGCUCCCAGUGGGUCCAGACAACAGAACCUCACUGGAGGAGCUGCAGAGGGAACACAGAGAAGUCAUAAUCUCUUACGCUGUCAAGCUGACCCCGGCCGAACAGUUGCCGUGUCACAAAAUCUUAGACCCACAGAAACAUCUCCACACCAAUACUUCAGAUGGCAGGGAAGUGACAGUGCAAGACCUGAAGCCCAACACGGAGUACUGCGGACUGGCCACCUAUACAGUGGAAUACAGCAACAAAAAGCGAUCCAGCGACCCUGCCGUCUUCAACGUGAAAACCCACAAAGGACCGAUGCCUUUAAAACCCCUGUUUGUCACAUCCGCCGUGAUAGGGGUCCUGCUGAUCAUGGCCUUGAUCUCCACUACCGUCUGGCUGUACGUCAGCAGGAAAAGCCAGGUCCCCUAUUCUCUGACGCUGACGAGAAACCAGCCUCAGCAGUCAUGCCAGCACUAUUCCAAGGAGAACGUUUAUAUCAGCAGGCUUGAGUUCUGCACCGUGACGCCACACAUCUCCAUCGACCCCCAUGACCUGCAGGCGAAGGGAUUAGUAAGCCGGGGGGAGUGUCACCCCCUGCAGCACUGCAAUAAUGCAGUUCUUCCCUGCCAUUCCUAUGCCAACCAGCAGGGACUGCUGCAAAGCAGUGUGGACAGUGUCCAGUCCUCCACGCACUAUAGCCUCGUGGCGGGGGUACAGUAUGACAAUAAUAAAAUUGAGUGGUUCCAACAGCCCGCCCCCGACACAGAGGCAGGAGGGGGCCACUUGCAGAUGACUGCAACGCCCAACAGCCCCGCCCAUUUCAACCCUGUUGGGGGGCAACAGACGCUGGAGGCCGAGCCGGGUCCCCUGGUGCUGCUCACCCAAAAGGGCCCCAACGGGCUGCUUCAGCUCCCCGAGCUGUUUGCCCUCUUGACGCCGGAGAUACCUGCAGGAGACCUGGGCUCAGCCUCACGCCCCUGUAGGGAGGGGGCCCCCAUGCUCUCCUGCUUGAUCAUACAGGAGGAUGAGGAGAGGCAGGACUCCAUGCCGACGGAGGACCAUGUUGUAAGGACGUACCUGCCCUUCCAGGCUAAUCCCAUGUUCUGUAGGUCAGCCCUCAGCCCCCCUGAUCCUCACCAAACCCCGGACACCAUGUCAAACUCCCCAGCUUUGAUUAUACCUCAGACUACGGCAAAUUGCCCCUCCAGCUACAUGCAGAACUGGAUCCCAGGUGCCCCCCCCCUAGCCACAGCCUCAGGGGAGACCUCGCACUGGGGGGCAGCGGACUCUCAGCCUCGGCCUGAGGAAGGGGGGGUCGGGACCUUCCUCGAAAGGUGGGAGGUGAAAAUCGAGGGCUGACCUUCCCGCCCAGGAGUUGCUCUAUCACAUACCAAGCGGAGAGAAACGGUCCGUGAUCCCGGUCCCCGUACGACAAAUUCGGGACACGACCGGCAGGGCUGAUGACGAUGCAGCCACCACCAUUCCCGUGAGGCUUUUCUGCAACCCUCACCUCCGCUACUCACCAAGGCCGCAGACUGUGAAAUGCAUGCCACGCAUAUGAAUGCACACAGCAGAGGGGACGCGCUGGGUUCCAGGCUGGACUUGCGCAUUUUAAACCACAUAGCACGGCUUUGCAUUGCUUGUUGGUGGCAGAAGUGAUCCUUAAUGCCAUUUGUGUUUCCAUCUG